Molecule: messenger RNA, 2443 nt
Organism: Astyanax mexicanus (Mexican tetra)
Lineage: Eukaryota; Metazoa; Chordata; Actinopteri; Characiformes; Acestrorhamphidae
Gene: wars2
Product: tryptophanyl tRNA synthetase 2, mitochondrial
Exons: 6
Coding region: 3-1130 (375 amino acids)
Biological process (GO): mitochondrial tryptophanyl-tRNA aminoacylation
Cellular component (GO): mitochondrion; mitochondrial matrix
Molecular function (GO): tryptophan-tRNA ligase activity; ATP binding
Source: RefSeq, a predicted model, not a curated record
UUAUGGGCCACCGUACGUGUUGUGUGUGGUUCAACAUGGCGCUGUCCGUGAGGAUGAACGUGAGGGGUCUUUAUCGCUUCAUUCAGGGGAUUUCUCCUCAUAAGAGGCUCUUCUGCACCGAGCAGCCACCAAAAACACAGGACCCCUCAUUGAUGCGGGUGUUUUCUGGUAUACAGCCGACUGGAGUUCCUCAUCUGGGGAAUUAUCUGGGAGCUCUGGAGAGCUGGGUGUCUCUGCAGAACGAGUACAGCUCUGUUCUGUACAGCAUCGUAGACCUGCACUCCAUUACCCAGCCCCAGGACCCCCAGCUGCUCCGGGAAAGCAUCCUGGACAUGGCGGCCAGUCUGCUGGCCUGUGGCAUCGACCCUGCACGCUCCAUCCUCUUCCAGCAGUCUGUGGUUUCAGAACACGCUGAGCUGUGCUGGAUCCUCGGCUGCCUGACCAGCAUGCCCCGACUGCGACACCUACCUCAGUGGAAGAUGAAGAGUAAGCAGAAGAACGAAGGAAGCGUGGGUCUGUAUACCUAUCCUGUACUACAGGCUGCAGAUAUACUGCUCUACAAAGCCACACACGUACCAGUAGGGGAGGACCAGGUCCAGCAUUUGGAGCUGGCCCAGGACUUAGCCCGGAUCUUCAACAACAAAUACGGAGAGUUGUUUCCUGAGCCGCGCGCUCUGCUCAGUUCUACACGAAAGGUUAAGUCUUUGAGAGACCCCUCCUGCAAGAUGUCCAAAUCAGACCCCCAGAAGUUUGCCACCAUCUUCCUCACCGACACCCCUGAAGAUAUAGUCUUUAAGAUCCGGCGAGCAGUGACGGACUUCACCUCUGAGGUCACCUUUGACCCAGAGGGCCGACCAGGUGUAUCAAAUCUGGUCUCCUUGCACGCUGCAGUGUCCGGCCUGACCGUGGAGGACGUACUUAUACAGGCCAGAGGACUGGACACUGGCAAAUACAAGAACUUAGUGUCUGAAGCCGUGGUUCAGAGACUGCAGCCUAUCAGGCUGGAGAUCCAGAGACUGAGAGCUGACCGGGGCCACCUGUUGAGUGUGCUGGCCGAGGGAGCAGCCAAGGCCCGCAGCCUGGCCGCCCCGGUGAUGACGGAGGUCAGGAAGCGAGUGGGCUUCUCCUGACACCCAGACUAAGUGGGAUAUCUAAGCAACCUGUGUUACAGGUGGACAUACACCGCAGUGCGACUGGAGGAUCACACCACUGUUUACUCAAUAUCAUUUGAAUACUUGUUUUCGUUUUGCAUAAUUUCAGGUUUUAUAAUUGUUUUUCUAUUUAUUCUUGAGCCUGUGAAACAUAACUAUGCUUAUGAAUAGCACAUACACAUCUGAACAUGUAAAAUACUUUAAAAAAAAAAAAGGUAUUGACCAAAAGAGGCGAUUACACUUUAGUAACUUACCAAAGCUUCUGUAAACAACAUUCAUACAGUUGUUUUUUUUUUUUAAACUUAUGCUUAUGAUGAACGUAAGAUUUCAGGUAUUCUCCAACUUUCUUCUCACAAGAUCAGAUAAACUUCAAACUAGACAUUGAUUCUCUUUUCCAGAUGGAUAUGUUGGCUAACAUCUGAAGAGCGUUUUCUCCUCUUAAAACCUUUACCAGGCUUUUUGAGAGAUGAGACGAGGUCUUUUUAGAUGUAUUUUGCUGUUCAUAAAAAAACUUCAGCUCUAAACCUAAAAACCUUAUUUUUCUGGACAAUAGAUAUUGUACCAGAAAAUAAUUGUGAUAAACAAUAUUAUUAUAAAUUUAUAUUUAUUUUUUGCCUGAUAAUGUUAGUAUUGUGACCAGCCUGACUAGUUACUAAGACAUAGAAAAAAAACGAAAAACCUAAAAACAAUUAAUUGGUGCUGUUGAAUGUCCUGUAUCUAAAACCUCAUACAAGAUCUGAUAAAUGUCUUGUCCUACACUUGAAAAUAAGUGUGCUCCAUGUAAUUAUUUGAACAAUGCCGUAGAAUAACAGCUUUUUUUUUUAGAAAUAAACCAUGUUUUAUAAAAAUGUGUGAGUGUGAUAAACUUUUAAAUGUCUAUAGAAAGUUAUACUUAAAAUAGAAGAAUAGAAGGUCUUAUUUGUACCAAACAUGUGAAAACAUAUGUCUAUCUACUUAUACAAUGUGCAAGGUCCUUUUAGAGUGUAUGAAUCUGGUGAUUUUAGUGAGGAAUCCCUUUUAUUUCUGCAUCUUUUAUCUCUGGACUCUCUUUUAUGUUAUGAUAUCUCCAUGCUUCCAGUAGCGCUUGAUAAGUGACAUUAGCAGUGCUCCAGUUGCUCAGGAAAGCAGAAAAAGCUGUUAUAGCUAGAAAAAGGUCCUGGGACCUACCAGGCACCCUUUUUAGAAUUAAUAUAUAUUCAGUUCGUAAUGUCAUUUAUUGUAGUAUUAUGUCUCUUCCCCAAUUAGGAACAUACUGCUUUAAAUUUGAAAAUUAAAACCAUCUUAAGGACUGC